This is a messenger RNA of Arabidopsis arenosa, 5262 nucleotides long. The record is from the annotation of a GenBank genome assembly. Lineage: Eukaryota; Viridiplantae; Streptophyta; Magnoliopsida; Brassicales; Brassicaceae.
ACAGCAUGCACUGUUCUUCUCUCUCAGAAGGAUGAGAAGCUACGGCAGUUGGCGUAAAGUCCAAGAAACGUUACGUUUAUACUCUUCGUCUUCUUCUACUUCUUCAGGUCUUUUGGAAUUUGUAAACGCAGAUUUUCCUUCUACAAUAAGAUUUCGAGGAAGACGCGAAUUUGCUCGUCUCUUGCAGCUGCGUGCGUUAGAUGAUCCGUUGCUUUAUCAAAAUGUAGUUCAUGGUCAGAUUAUUGUUUCGGGUCUUGAGUUAGAUACGUAUCUUAGCAACAUUUUGAUGAAUUUAUAUUCGAGAGCUGGCGGCAUGGUUUAUGCACGUAAGGUGUUUGAGAAAAUGCCUGAGAGAAACUUGGUUACUUGGUCUACCAUGGUUUCAGCUUGCAACCAUCAUGGGUUUUAUGAGGAGUCUUUGGUGGUUUUCUUAGAGUUCUGGAGAACUAGAAAAAACAGUCCGAAUGAAUAUAUUUUGUCGAGUUUUAUUCAAGCUUGUUCGGGAUUAGAUGGUAGUGUGCGUUGGAUGGUGUUUCAACUGCAAAGUUUUCUUGUCAAGAGUAGGUUUGAUAGGGAUGUUUAUGUUGGUACCUUGUUGAUUGAUUUUUAUUUAAAGGAAGGUAAUAUCGAUUAUGCGAGGCUUGUGUUUGAUGCUUUACCAGAGAAAUCUACUGUGACUUGGACGACAAUGAUCAGUGGGUGUGUAAAAAUGGGAAGAAGCUACGUUUCAUUACAGCUAUUCUACCAACUAAUGGAAGGAAAUGUUGUUCCGGAUGGUUACAUCCUUUCGACGGUUUUAAGUGCGUGUUCAAUACUUCCGUUUCUUGAAGGCGGGAAGCAGAUUCAUGCGCACAUCUUAAGAUACGGACAUGAGCUGGAUGCUUCGCUGAUGAAUGUGCUUAUAGAUUCUUAUGUGAAGUGUGGCAGAGUUAGAGCGGCUCAUAAGCUAUUCGAUGGAAUGCCAAAUAAAAACAUCAUUUCGUGGACCACUUUGCUGUCUGGUUAUAAGCAGAACUCUCUUCAUAAUGAAGCCAUGGAAUUGUUUACCAGUAUGCCAAAGUUUGGUUUAAAGCCGGAUAUGUUUGCUUGCUCUAGCAUACUCACAUCUUGUGCCUCACUUCAUGCUUUGGAAUUUGGAACACAAGUUCAUGCUUACACUAUCAAAGCCAAUCUUGGCAAUGAUAGCUAUGUGACUAACAGCUUGAUUGACAUGUAUGCGAAAUGUGAUUGUUUGACUGAGGCCAGAAAAGUUUUUGAUAUUUUCGCUGCUGAUGAUGUGGUUUUAUUCAAUGCAAUGAUUGAAGGUUACUCGAGACUUGGGACUCAAUGGGAACUACAUGACGCAUUGAACAUCUUUCAUGAUAUGAGGUUCAGAUUGAUUCGACCUAGCCUAUUGACUUUUGUUAGUCUUCUACGUGCAUCUGCUUCUUUAACAAGCUUGGGACUGAGUAAACAAAUCCAUGGAUUGAUGUUCAAAUAUGGGUUAAACUUGGAUAUAUUUGCUGGAAGCGCUUUGAUUGAUGUUUACUCAAAUUGCUACUGUCUCAAGGAUUCUAGGCUUGUGUUUGAUGAAAUGAAAGUGAAAGAUCUUGUUAUCUGGAAUUCUAUGUUUUCAGGUUAUGUUCAACAAUCAGAGAACGAAGAAGCUCUCAACCUGUUUCUGGAAUUACAGUUAUCAAGAGAAAGACCUGACGAAUUUACUUUUGCCGACAUGGUUACAGCAGCUGGCAACCUAGCAAGUCUUCAAUUGGGUCAAGAGUUCCAUUGCCAGCUCCUGAAAAGAGGCUUGGAAUGUAAUCCGUAUAUUACAAAUGCUCUACUAGAUAUGUACGCCAAAUGUGGUAGUCCCGAAGACGCUCAUAAGGCUUUUGAUUCAGCAGCUUCAAGAGAUGUGGUUUGUUGGAAUUCUGUCAUCUCAUCUUAUGCGAAUCAUGGAGAAGGCAGAAAAGCUCUUCAGAUGCUUGAAAAAAUGAUGUGUGAGGGAAUAGAGCCUAACUACAUCACCUUUGUGGGAGUUCUAUCAGCUUGUAGCCAUGCUGGUCUUGUAGAAGAUGGACUUAAGCAAUUUGAGUUAAUGCUUCGAUUUGGAAUUGAACCUGAAACUGAGCACUAUGUUUGUAUGGUAUCUCUUUUAGGCCGUGCUGGUAGAUUAAACGAAGCAAGGGAGUUAAUUGAGAAAAUGCCGACAAAACCAGCUGCUAUAGUAUGGAGGAGCUUACUAAGCGGAUGCGCAAAGGCCGGUAAUGUCGAGUUAGCUGAGUAUGCUGCUGAAAUGGCUAUUUUGUCUGAUCCAAAGGACAGUGGAUCGUUUACUUUGCUUUCUAAUAUUUACGCGUCCAAGGGUAUGUGGACUGAAGCGAAGAAGGUAAGAGAAAGAAUGAAGUUUGAAGGUGUGGUGAAAGAACCUGGACGUAGUUGGAUUGAGAUUAAUAAGGAGGUUCAUAUCUUUUUGUCUAAGGAUAAAUCUCACUGCAAGGCUAAUCAAAUUUAUGAAGUGUUAGACGACUUGCUUGUGCAAAUCAGAGGAGAGAUGAAGCUUAUCAAGGAUGCUCUCUCUGCUUUGACUGCAACCAUGUCGACUAUUAUGCAGAAGAUCAAAGAAAUUGAAGAUGAGAUGGCUAAAACACAGAAGAAUAAAGCUACUUCUCAUCAUCUGGGUUUGUUAAAGGCCAAACUUGCUAAGCUACGGAGGGACCUUCUUGCACCGCCUACCAAAGGUGGCGGUGGUGGUGCUGGUGAAGGUUUUGAUGUGACUAAAAGUGGAGAUUCUAGAGUUGGACUCGUUGGGUUUCCUUCGGUUGGAAAAUCUACGCUAUUGAACAAGCUGACUGGGACAUUUUCUGAGGUUGCUUCUUAUGAGUUCACGACUUUGACAUGCAUUCCUGGUGUUAUUACAUAUCGUGGAGCUAAAAUCCAGUUACUAGAUCUUCCUGGUAUUAUUGAGGGUGCUAAAGACGGAAAAGGUAGAGGAAGACAGGUUAUAAGUACUGCUAGGACAUGCAACUGCAUCUUAAUAGUUCUUGAUGCCAUCAAACCAAUUACUCACAAACGUCUCAUUGAAAAAGAGCUCGAAGGAUUCGGAAUAAGGUUGAACAAGGAGCCACCAAAUUUAACAUUUAGGAAAAAAGACAAAGGUGGUAUCAAUCUAACUUCUACAGUCGCUGUCACACACCUUGACCUCGACACAGUCAAGGCGAUUUGCGGUGAGUACAGGAUUCACAACGCUGACAUCACCCUGCGCUACGAUGCAACCGCUGAUGACCUCAUUGAUGUCAUCGAGGGCAGUCGGAUAUAUAUGCCCUGUAUCUAUGCUGUCAACAAGAUCGAUUCAAUCACACUUGAGGAACUUGAAAUUUUGGACAAACUUCCUCAUUACUGUCCUGUCAGUGCGCAUCUGGAGUGGAAUCUUGACGGUCUUCUGGACAAGAUAUGGGAAUACCUGGAUCUAACUCGAAUCUACACAAAACCGAAGGCAAUGAAUCCGGAUUAUGAUGAUCCCGUUAUCUUAUCUUCCAAGAAGAGAACAGUAGAGGACUUCUGCAUCCGGAUUCACAAAGACAUGCUUAAACAAUUCAAGUACGCUCUGGUUUGGGGUUCGAGUGCCAAACACAAGCCACAAAGAGUUGGAAAGGAACAUGAGCUCGAGGAUGAGGAUGUUGUUCAGAUCGUUUUUCGAAACUGGCCGGUUAUUGGGAUGAUUGGCUACCUGAUGGUUCUCCACCGCAUCUACAACUUCGGCGUGGAGGCUCUUGAAAUCAGCCACUUAACCUUUCCAUUUAAGGGACCGUGGUUCGCUGGAAUGGAUAUGUUGUUCACAGUUGAUCCAGCUAAUAUUCACUACAUAUUGAGCUCAAACUUCUCCAAUUACACCAAAGGUGCCGACUUUAAAGAAGUCUUUGAUGUUUUUGGAGAAAUGAUCUUUAGUUCGGACUCGGAGCUAUGGAAGAAUCAAAGAAAAGCUGCUCAGUUCAUGCUUAACCAUCACGAGUUUCAAAAGCUUUCAAUGAGUGCAACGAGGACUAAACUUUACGACGGUCUUGUUCCUCUUUUCAAUCAAUAUUGCGAGGAAGAGAAGGUCGUGGAUUUGCAGCAAGUGUUUCAAAGGUUCACUUUUGACACAACUUUUUUUCUCGUUACGGGGUCUGAUCCUAAAUCUCUCUCUAUUGAAAUGCCGGAAGUUGAGUAUGCUAAAGCUCUUGACGAUCUUGGACAAGGGAUUUUUUAUAGGCACAUUAAACCGAAGUUCUUGUGGAAGCUGCAAAACCGGUUUGGGUUAGGACAAGAGAAGAGGAUGACCGAAGCUGAUGCCACUUUUGAUCGCGUUUCAGCGAAAUACAUAUCAGCUAAGAGAGAAGAGAUAAGAUCACAAGGGAUUGAUCAUCAUUCAAAUGGUGAAAGUGAGGAUCUUUUGACAUCUCACAUAAAGCUUGAUACGACCAAGUACGAGCUCUUGAACCCGAGUGAUGAUAAGUUCCUCAGAGACACCAUCUUAGCUUUCAAUCUAGCUGGGAGAGACGCAAUGUCUGCUGCUCUCUCUUGGUUCUUUUGGCUUCUCUCUGAAAACCCUCAAGUUGUAACAAAGAUUCGUAAAGAGAUGAACAACAAAAAUAUUUCAAAAGACGGAAGAAAUGGCCAAGAGAACUUAGACAAGUUGGUCUACUUACAUGCCGCCUUGUAUGAAUCAAUGAGGCUCUAUCCACCGGUUGCCUUCCAACGCAAAUCUCCUAUAAAACCAGAUUUGCUUCCAAGUGGGCAUAAGGUAGAUGCAAACUCAGUCAUCAUAAUCUUUCUUUACGGGUUGGGAAGGAUGAGAGCGGUUUGGGGAGAAGAUGCAACAGAGUUCAAGCCAGAGAGAUGGGUUUCUGAGACCGGUGGGUUGAGACAUGCGCCUUCCUUCAAGUUCUUAGCGUUUAACGCCGGUCCGAGAACUUGUCCUGGUAAGCAAUUAGCUAUGACUCUCAUGAAGACAGUAGUUGUGGAGAUAUUACAAAACUAUGAUAUUAAGGUUAUCAAAGGACAGAAGAUUGAGCCAGAACCUGGUCUUAUGUUGCACAUGAAGCAUGGGCUUAAAGUCACAAUUACUAAGAGAUGUUCAGCUUGAAAUUUAUAUGUAUAACGCCUUAGUUUAUCCUUUUUUCGUUGGAAUUAUAAGAAAGCCUCGUAUUUUUCAAUAAUGAAACGAAACAUGCUUUCUAUCUUUGAUGAGAUGUUAUAAUUUGUAACGAAUGCAAGUCGUUGUGGUAAUAAAAAUGUUUAAUUAUA